This is a messenger RNA of Priapulus caudatus, 615 nucleotides long. RefSeq names its product 2-oxoglutarate dehydrogenase, mitochondrial-like. The transcript has 6 exons. Gene Ontology annotation, molecular function: thiamine pyrophosphate binding; oxoglutarate dehydrogenase (succinyl-transferring) activity. Lineage: Eukaryota; Metazoa; Priapulida; Priapulimorpha; Priapulimorphida; Priapulidae. The coding region runs from base 1 to 615 and encodes 204 amino acids. Gene Ontology annotation, biological process: tricarboxylic acid cycle. Gene Ontology annotation, cellular component: oxoglutarate dehydrogenase complex; mitochondrion. The record is from RefSeq and is a predicted model, not a curated record.
AUGCAGCAUAACGGACAUCGCGUUUGUAAAAUAGACCCGCUAGGAAUAACAUCCGACAUAGGUAACUUGCGUCUGGACACGCCCUUCACAAAGUUGGUGCAGAGGCAGUGGAAACAUGCUUACUUUCACGUUUCUAAUGCCGAGCGGUCGUGUCAGCAUGCUAAGCGCAGCGCCGGGAGCAACGGCUCUUGUGAUAACCUCGAAGCCUACUGCAGCCACAUCGGCGUCGAGUUCAUGUUCAUCAACAGCUACGAGCAGUGCGACUGGAUCCGGCAGCGCUUCGAGACGCCCGGCGCCACGCGGCUGUCCACGACGGAGAAGCGCUUGCUGUUUGUGCGUCUGCUACGCUCGACGAGGUUUGAGGACUUUAUGAAGGAGCAUUGGUCAGCUGAGAAGCGCUUUGGCCUCGAGGGAUGUGAGGUGUUGAUUCCCGCCAUGAAGCAGGUCAUUGACCUGUCGACUGCAUUCGGAGUCGACAGCUUUGUCAUGGCGAUGCCGCACAGAGGAAGGUUGAAUGUGCUCGCCAACGUAUGUAAGAAGCCACUGGACCAGAUCUUUUCUCAGUUUGAAACCGUUAAGCCGUCUGAAGAGGUCAGAGUGGUGGGGCCUGUUUAA